CAUCCCACUAUUUUUUAAUUUUAUUUUUUUGUAUUUUUUUUCAAGGGAUACCAAUAACCAUCAACAUUUCAUUUUAGAUAGUUUUCUUUUGCAUAUAAUGUAUCCCGUGCAAAGCAUAAGUUAAUACUUUAAUUAGUAAACCUAUAGCCCACACAUCAUUUUUUUCACAAAUUCUUGCCUAAGGCGGUGUUUCAUUAAGGUUACGGGGUUAUGUUACCCUAAAAGUUAUUACAGUUACCCUUAUAUACCAUUUGCUUAUCUUAAAAGUUAACCCUAAAAAACACUGAUAAUGUAUUAAAUUAAUCAUAUUAGCCUUUAUAGCAUGUAUGUAUUUAUUAUAAAUUACACAUUAAAAUACAAUUAAGGUCAUUACCAAUUUAAAGUUAUCUGUCUUUGCAUUUUUUUACAUUCUCACUCCUUUUUAUAACACCACCCACAAUUGCAUAAACUUUUUUUUUUUUUUUUUUUUUUUAUUCUUGAGCUAGCAUUUUUGAAAUGGAUCGGAUCAUUCUGAUGUAGUACACAAUCUACACAUUAUAAUUCUUCAUAUAAGAUAAUUGAGUUUUCAAGUAUGUAAUUUCGAUCGUUAAUUUUAAUGCAACAUCACAAAACAUUAUUUAUCUAGAAUCAUGUUAACCAUUAUGCACGAAGCACGAUCUCAAUCAAUUCUUCCUUAGAUUAGUCCACUAAAUCAACAUUCAAUAAGACCAAACCAUAAGUUAUAAUAGGAUUUUAGCGUUUUUUAUUCAAAGUUUGCAUUUUCUACAAAACUUUAGCAGAAUAUUCCCCAAAAUUCUUGGAGGGUAAAUACUAAAGGUAAAUAUCAUAAAUCAAUAAAUAAAAAUUGGAGAGUAACCAAAGAAUUGAACUAGUAUAAUUUGAUCAAAUAAAAAAAUAAAUUCCCCUCAAAUAAAAUAAAAUAGAUAAAUAAAUUGAACUAGCAUCACAUUUCUUAUCAAAAGUUUUUAAGAAAAAAGAUAAAAAUUCCAAAGCAAUCAAUAUACUAUUCCAAUUAAAACAUCCUAAUUAAUAGCCACAAAUUACUACCAUAAAUAGAGUAUUAUUAUCCAAGUAAUAAUACACAAAAAGAACGGUCUUAUUUUGACUAUAAUCCGCGGUUUUAUCAUCCACUAAUUUAGAAAUCUUUUCUGUGAUAAACAAACUCAAGUUACAACUCUUUCUCUCUUGUAGGGAAAAAUUUGAUUGAAUUUCCUUUCUUCAUUGCCCUUCCCUUGCCUUCUUAGCUUAUCGCGUUUUCUUUAUCUCUUUUCCUACAACCAUGAACAAAAUGGAUGAAUUCGAUUUCCAAAUUACGUCCAACAAUCAUAACUCCCUUUGACAAUCACACCCUACCAAAAAAAAAAAAAAUCUUAAGGUGUUUGAUCAUAACAUCCUAUGAAAGAAAUGGAGAAGAAAGGAACAAUUUUGUUCAAUAAAUACGAGUUAGGGCGGUUGCUAGGGCAAGGAAAUUUCGCUAAAGUUUACUAUGCUAGGCACAUUAUCUCAGGCCAAAGCGUAGCCAUAAAAAUUGUGGACAAAGAAAAAGUCUCAAGGGUUGGAAUGAUCAACCAAAUCAAACGAGAGAUUUCGGUAAUGAGGCUCGUUCAACACCCUAAUAUUGUGCAACUCUAUGAAGUUAUGGCAAGCAAAACUAAAAUCUAUUUUGCUAUGGAAUAUGUCAAGGGUGGUGAGCUUUUUAACACGGUUUCGAAAGGAAGGUUACAGGAAGAUCAGGCCAGGAAUUACUUCCAACAACUUGUUAGUGCUAUUGAUUUUUGUCAUAGUCGUGGGGUUUACCACCGCGAUUUGAAGCCUGAAAAUCUUCUUUUAGAUGAGAAUGGUAAUCUCAAGAUAUCUGAUUUUGGGUUAAGUGCGUUGUUAGAGUCAAGGAGACAAGAUGGGCUACUACACACCACGUGUGGUACUCCAGCCUAUGUCGCGCCAGAGGUGAUCAAUAAGCAAGGGUAUGAUGGGGCUAAGGCCGAUAUAUGGUCAUGUGGGGUCGUGUUAUAUGUUUUACUAGCCGGGUUUUUACCAUUUCAUGAAACAAAUAUUAUGGACUUAUACCGGAAGGUUAGUAGAGGGGAUUAUAGGUUCCCAAAUUGGUUCCCUUCCGAGGCCCGGAAACUCCUAUCCAAGAUACUUGACCCGGAUCCUUGCACGAGGAUAACGGUUUCCAAGUUGAUGGAGAAUUCUUGGUUUUUAAAAGGGUUCAAACAUGUUAAUGGACCUAAUGAACUAGAAGUUUCUCCUAUAACUCCUAAGGAUGUUAGCAAUGUUUUUAAUAGCAUUGAUUUUGGAAGCACUAGUACAAGCAAUUCUCCUAAGAAAGAAGAUGAAAAUGUAGAAGAUACCGAAAAUGUAAGUCCUAUGAAGCCUACAUGUUUAAAUGCUUUUGACAUUAUCUCCCUUUCACCGGGUUUUGAUCUAUCCGGCCUUUUCAAGAAGGACCAAAACAAGCACCAACCCGAGGCUCGAUUCACUACCUCCAAGCCCCCCUCUAUGAUAGUCUCAAUAUUCGAACAACUUGCUCAUGUAAGUAAAAAGUUUAAGAUCCAUAAGAAGGAUGGAAUAAUGCAUUUGGAGAGCAACAAAGAAGGGAGAAAAGGGCUACUUAAAAUUGAUGCUGAGAUAUUUGAGGUAGCACCAAUGUUACAUGUACUAGAGAUCAAGAAAACAAGUGGUGACACAAUCGAGUACAACGAUUUUUGUGACCGCGAUUUAAGACCUGCUUUAAGGGAUAUAGUUUGGGGUUGGCAAGAAGACAAUGCACCACCAUACAUUGCUCAGCAACAAGUGCAACAGCAGCCAGAACAAGCUGUUUAAGGGAGUUUUGUUAGGCUUUAAUUUUGACAUUGAAGUCUUUCCCAUACACGGCUAAACUCGGGUUCUUGGCAGCUGAUUGAAUCAAUUUUGAAGCUUUUGAUAAGUUGUUUAAGUCCCUUACAUGUUUCUUUGAUUUCUUCCAGAGUUUAUGAUGGUUGAAUUGAAUGGUUUUUGUAUAUGUAAGAAAAGGAAAAUGCCUCAUUACUAGAAGCUAAGCCCACAAUGGGACAUACACAAAAUAAAUUAAAAACAAUGUUAUGGCUGUAAAA
Molecule: messenger RNA, 3095 nt
Organism: Chenopodium quinoa (quinoa)
Lineage: Eukaryota; Viridiplantae; Streptophyta; Magnoliopsida; Caryophyllales; Amaranthaceae
Product: CBL-interacting serine/threonine-protein kinase 20-like
Exons: 1
Coding region: 1396-2826 (476 amino acids)
Biological process (GO): protein phosphorylation; signal transduction
Molecular function (GO): ATP binding; protein kinase activity
Source: RefSeq, a predicted model, not a curated record